Messenger RNA from Cariama cristata (Red-legged seriema), 1220 nucleotides. RefSeq names its product 5-hydroxytryptamine receptor 3A-like. Gene Ontology annotation, biological process: monoatomic ion transmembrane transport; regulation of membrane potential; signal transduction. The transcript is spliced from 8 exons. Lineage: Eukaryota; Metazoa; Chordata; Aves; Cariamiformes; Cariamidae. The annotation marks the transcript as partial. The record is from RefSeq and is a predicted model, not a curated record. Gene Ontology annotation, cellular component: neuron projection; synapse; membrane. Gene Ontology annotation, molecular function: extracellular ligand-gated monoatomic ion channel activity; neurotransmitter receptor activity; transmembrane signaling receptor activity.
CAGGGGCAGCUCCAAGGUACAUCUGCACCUACUACGAUGUUGUUGAGUACCUCAACAUCUCCUCUCACAGCAAGCUGCACGCACGCAUACUGCCCAAGGCCAACUUGAAGGAGCCUGUGGAAGUGAAGAUGGAUUUCAUGCUGGUGGCUAUUCUCUCCGUGGUCGAAAAGCUCCAGACGGUCACUUUUUACUUCGUGUUGAACCUGGAGUGGAAAAACACUUUUGCAACCUGGGACCCGCAGGAUUUCUGUAACAUUUCCAAAGUCGUUCUGCCCACGGAUACGUAUUGGUCUCCCCCCAUCUUCAUUUUAGAGCGAGUGAAUGGACAAAACUCGAACUUGGAUUACAUGGCCGUCAUGCACAACGGCAGCUUCAACUCCACCCAGCCCUUCCAGGUUACCUUAACGUGCAGCUUGGUCAUCCUCAAGUUUCCCUUUGACACCCAGACGUGCAACUUGAGCAUAGCUUCAUUCCUCUACCCAGUAACAGAUCUUGUCAUGAAGACAAGACGGACACCAGCUGAGAUGAUGAAAGACAGCCAGAGCUACUUCCUAACUGAUGGAGAAUGGAAGUUCACUAACCUGAGCAUCAUUGAAUACAGAGAAGAGCUGGAUAAUGGAGAAUUUUCUGUGGUCACCUAUGUGAUUUCCAUGGAGAGACGACCCACUCUGUACAUUUUGAACCUGAUCCUCCCAACCUGCGCCCUGUAUCUGCUGGAUAUGGCUGUGCUGUUUGGACCCAGCUCCCUUGAGGAGAAAAUCAGUUUCCAGAUUGCCAUCAUCCUUGGCAGCUCCAUGUUAGCUGUGAUUCUCAACAACAUCCUCCCAACUUCCUCCAACAAACCACCCGUAAUAGUGGUAUUCUUCUUAGGCACCUUCCUGCUCAUGAUCAUGGCUGUGUUGGACACUUUCUUCCUGUUGCACCAGCAGCACAAAUCCCUACGCUUAGACAAGGGACUCGGAAGCUUCCAGCAAGACGUGCACCCCGAGCUGGCGACGAGAGCCGUGAACAACCAGACCGUGAAACACCUCGCCAAGGAAGGUGCCCAACAGCUGAACCAUCCCAAGAAGGCCCAGAAAAAAGGGCAGCCAGCCAAGCCCCACUGGCAACCACAGGAGAAGGACCCAUUUCUGCCAGUUCUGGAGAAGAUGCUUCUCUACAGUCACUUCUUCCUGUCCGUGUUUUUUUUUGCUAUUAUUUCUAUAAAAUGGAGCACCUAG